UGUCCUCGGCGGCCGCCGCAGCGUCCGCGGCGACGUCGUCACGCUCCUCGCGGCCUCGCAGCCAGCGCUCGGGCCGGCCGCCGAAUGCCCGAGGACGCGCAUCUCCUCCCCGAGUUCCUGCUUCCUGGGCCAGCCAAAGCCGCAGGGGAAAACAUGGUCCCUUGCUUGCUGUGAAGUCCUCAAAGAAGGAGCAGGGGCCAAGGCUAAAGAGGCACCUGGAUCGGGGACGGAUAAAGAAUAUGGCUGUUGCCCCUAAAUUCUACAAGCAUGGCAAGAAGUUGACUGUUGAAGCAGAAAACCGCAAUGGGAAGGAAAGCAGUGUGCACAAGAGUGAGGCCAGGCCCCACAAAGUACCACAGAAGCAGGGAAAUUCUCAAGGAACUCUGAUGCAUAGCCAGGUGAGAGAAUGUUCAAUUCUGCCCUGUACUCCAGUGGCCUUGGAGCAGAAACCAGAGAUUUCUUUUUCACGUGACCCUCUUGGUCCUUCUGCCAGGCCCAAAAGAUUCUCAAGUGUGAUCCUGCAACCCAGUGCUACCCCUGACCCUCUUCUACUGCAGCCACAGGUCCCAAAUGCCACCAAGCAGGAUUCUGUUACUGCUGCCUUAGAGUGGCAGAGGAAGCUGGAGGCUGCCGAGGCCCUGUUGGCCCUGAAAAACUCUUGUCAGCCUCCUCCUGAUUGUGCCUCUCUUCAGCAGCAUGGCAGCAUGCCAGUUUUUGCUUUUCUUUUCAGGUCCUGCUGGAGAUCAAGAACUGCAGCCUCCCAGUCCCUACCUGCCACCACAGCCUGCCAGCUCCGUCUCUCUUACUGGACAUCUGGAGUGCAUGUCCUUCUUGACUUAAGAGCCCAGAGUGGGAGACCUAACUAGAUCACUGCCUGUUUGGUAUCCUGUUUUAUGUCUAAAAUGACUAACAUUUAAAAAUUUUUUUUUUUUUAUUUUUGAAGUAAGAUCUCAUGUAGCCAGCCUGGCCUUGGACUCAGUAUAUAGUUGACGAUGAUUUUGAGCUCCUGAUUCUUCUGCCUCCACCUCCCAAGUGCUGGGAUUACAGGCAUGUAGCACCAUGCCUGUCUUUUUUUAAUUAUUAUUAUUUUAAGUGUUCAGGAGUUUUAUAAGCUUUCAGACCCCUUUUUAUGACGUGGGGGCGUUUACUUGACUGAAGUUUGAUGUUGCACCUUUAUCCAUUAUUCCUUUGGAAUAAUUACUGUUUAUGCUUCUUAGAAAAACAGUAUUGUGUGAUCUGAUGUGAUCAAUCUAUGGGAUUCUGAGUGGGUUUGUAUGCCAGUGUUUUCAUUUGUCCUGUGAUUGUAUAUACACUGGCACACUCCUGUAUGUAAUCAGUCAUCCAUGUGGAAUCAUGAAGAUUUUUCACUCUGUGUCUAGGCAUAUGUGUGUGUGAACAAACAAUAAACAUGUGCUGUAGGCACUAAAAAAUA
This is a messenger RNA of Phodopus roborovskii (desert hamster), 1432 nucleotides long. RefSeq names its product doublesex- and mab-3-related transcription factor C1. The record is from RefSeq and is a predicted model, not a curated record. Lineage: Eukaryota; Metazoa; Chordata; Mammalia; Rodentia; Cricetidae. Bases 240 to 866 code for a protein of 208 amino acids. The transcript is spliced from 7 exons.